GUCCAGGAGAAUCUAAAAAAGGGCUUUAUCCGUAAAUCCUCCUCUCCUGCCGGAGCCGGAUUUUUCUUUGUGUCCAAAAAAGAUGGCUCCCUACGUCCUUGCAUUGACUACCGCGGUCUUAAUAAAAUCACGGUUAAGAACCGCUACCCCUUACCCCUCAUCUCUGAACUCUUUGAUCGCCUCCAAGGUGCCCACAUCUUCACUAAAUUGGACUUAAGAGGCGCCUAUAACCUCAUCCGCAUCAGAGAGGGGGACGAGUGGAAAACGGCAUUUAACACCAGAGAUGGACACUUUGAGUAUCUGGUCAUGCCCUUUGGACUGUGCAAUGCCCCUGCCGUCUUCCAAGACUUUGUCAAUGAAAUUUUUCGUGAUCUGUUAUACUCCUGUGUUAUUGUAUAUCUGGACGAUAUCCUAAUUUUUUCUGCCAAUCUAGAAGAACACCGCCAGCAUGUCCGUAUGGUUCUUCAGAGACUUCGUGACAACCAACUCUAUGCCAAAAUUGAGAAAUGUCUGUUUGAAUGCCAAUCUCUUCCUUUUCUAGGAUAUUUGGUCUCUGGCCAGGGACUACAGAUGGAUCCAGACAAACUCUCUGCCGUCUUAGAUUGGCCACGCCCCUCCGGACUCCGUGCUAUCCAACGCUUUUUGGGGUUCGCCAAUUAUUACAGGCAAUUUAUUCCACAUUUUUCUACCAUUGUGGCUCCUAUCGUGGCUUUAACCAAAAAAGAUGCUGAUCCCAAGUCCUGGCCUCCUCAAGCAGAAGACGCCUUUAAACGACUCAAGUCUGCCUUUUCUUCGGCUCCCGUGCUCUCCAGACCUGACCCUUCCAAACCCUUCCUAUUGGAGGUUGACGCCUCCUCAGUGGGAGCUGGAGCUGUUCUUCUACAAAAAAAUUCUUCCGGGCAUGCUGUCACUUGUGGUUUUUUCUCUAGGACCUUCUCUCGCUUAGUAGUGAAGCAUCUGAUAGAUCCAUCUAAACAGGAGUAA
Molecule: messenger RNA, 984 nt
Organism: Hyla sarda
Lineage: Eukaryota; Metazoa; Chordata; Amphibia; Anura; Hylidae
Exons: 2
Source: RefSeq, a predicted model, not a curated record